CAGUAAAUUAGUAAAAAGUAGCGGUUAAGUGUUUGGAACCCAAGUUUAACCGUGUGAGUUGCACUUUUUAUGAAGAUCAGUUUGGUACUUCGCAAUCGCAGUCGCUCAACUUUGAAGUUGAACCCUUCGCCUGUACGGACAAACCAACGCGGUGGACAUGGCAAGGCGCUGUUGGCAUAAACUGAAAACGACAUGUCGUUUCCAACUGUCUCGUCACCUUUCUUCUUCAACCUCUCUCCCGCCACCUCCUCUUUCCUCUCCCCGGAGGGUGGUCGUCACCGGUACUGUACCUUUCUCCAGUCUCAUUUAUUCGCUUAUGAUGCUUUGACGACUUCUCGAUUUUCAGUAUUAAGAAAGGAAAAAAGACAACUUUCGGGAGAGCUUUUCUAUACUGGGCUUGGGCUGGUGACUCCACUCGGGUGCGGAGUAGGAACAACUUGGAAGCAUUUGAUAGAAGGCAAGUGUGGAAUAAGGGCAGUAACCACAGAGGAUUUGAAGAUGAAUGCUUUUGAUAAAGAGACACUGACGCUUACCUUCGAUCAGUUAACUUCUAAAGUUGCUGCAAUUGUGCCUUGUGGGACUGCCCCUGGUGAAUUCAAUGAGGACCUUUGGUUUAAUGCUAAGGAUCAUCGAUCAAUUGCGAGAUUUAUAAGCUAUGCAUUAUGUGCUGCUGAUGAAGCUUUAAAAGAUGCAAAAUGGGCACCCGCAGAUCAGGAACAGAAGGAAAGAACGGGAGUCUCUAUAGGUGGUGGGACUGGAAGUAUUAGUGAUAUCUUAGAUGCAGCGCAAAUGAUCUGUGAGAAGCGUAUUCGUCGACUAAGUCCUUUUUUCAUACCAAGGAUACUCAUCAACAUGGCAUCUGGUCACGUGAGCAUGAAAUAUGGAUUCCAGGGACCAAACCAUGCUGCAGUGACUGCUUGUGCAACUGGGGCUCAUUCUAUUGGUGAUGCUAUGAGGAUGGUUCAAUUUGGAGAUGCUGAUGUUAUGGUUGCUGGUGGCACAGAGUCUAGCAUUGAUGCUUUGUCAAUAGCUGGAUUUUGCAAAGCUAGAGCUUUGACUACCAAGUAUAAUUCUUCCCCUUCAGAAGCUUCACGACCUUUUGACUGUGGCCGGGAUGGGUUUGUGAUAGGUGAAGGUUCUGGUGUCUUGAUAUUAGAGGAACUUGAGCAUGCAAAAAGUAGAGGAGCAAAAAUUUAUGCAGAGGUCCGUGGAUAUGGGAUGUCAGGUGAUGCUUAUCACAUUACUCAACCACAUACUGAUGGAAGAGGUGCGAUUUUGGCCAUGGCACGUGCUUUGAAACAAGCUGGUCUGCAUCCUAACCAAGUGGACUAUGUGAAUGCUCAUGCUACUUCUACACCUUUGGGUGAUGCAAUUGAAGCAAAUGCAAUCAAAGCCAUGUUCACUGACCAUGCAACAUCAGGUUCUUUGGCCUUCUCCUCGACAAAGGGUGCUGUCGGUCAUCUUCUUGGUGCAGCCGGAGCUGUUGAAGCAAUUUUUACUGUUUUAACCGUACACCAUGGGAUUGCACCUUUGACAUUAAAUCUCACUAAACCUGAUCCCAUGUUUAAUGAUGCUUUCAUGCCUUUGACUGCUUCCAAGGAAAUGCCAAUUAGAGCUGCGUUGUCUAAUUCUUUUGGCUUUGGAGGAACAAAUGCGUCCUUACUUUUUGCAUCCCCCUCCUAGAACAGAUUGAUUGGCCAAACUUUUUGGUAUUGGCAACCGUUAACUGCAGAGAAACAACUUCAUUAUGUGACUGCGGAAAAUUUUGAGCUUCAGAUUCUUUAAGAUCAACAGUCAGCAAUAGCUGCCAUAGAGCCGAGGACAAUGUAAUGAUGGUUCUCUUUGCACCGUGAUUUAUGAGACAUUUAUGAUUAGAUAAACAUCAAAGAAAGUGAUACAAAUUGAACUGUACCUUUGGUCAUAUAUUUGUGCAUUCAACAAACUUUUAUCACAUUGCUGCAUUUUCUUGACCAAA
Messenger RNA from Gossypium arboreum, 1975 nucleotides. Its product is annotated as 3-oxoacyl-[acyl-carrier-protein] synthase, mitochondrial. Gene Ontology annotation, molecular function: 3-oxoacyl-[acyl-carrier-protein] synthase activity. The transcript is spliced from 15 exons. The record is from RefSeq and is a predicted model, not a curated record. Gene Ontology annotation, biological process: fatty acid biosynthetic process. NCBI's taxonomy places the organism in Eukaryota, Viridiplantae, Streptophyta, Magnoliopsida, Malvales, Malvaceae. The coding region runs from base 193 to 1683 and encodes 496 amino acids.